Molecule: messenger RNA, 1053 nt
Organism: Cynara cardunculus var. scolymus (artichoke)
Lineage: Eukaryota; Viridiplantae; Streptophyta; Magnoliopsida; Asterales; Asteraceae
Product: ADP-ribosylation factor 2-like
Exons: 5
Coding region: 222-815 (197 amino acids)
Biological process (GO): vesicle-mediated transport; intracellular protein transport
Cellular component (GO): cytoplasm
Molecular function (GO): GTP binding; GTPase activity
Source: RefSeq, a predicted model, not a curated record
AUGAAAUCUCAAUUAGAAGUUCCAGAAAGUGAUUGCCUUUAUGCUUGUGUACUCCUGGUAAGAUUCUUAUUCUCCGUUGCUUUCUAUUUCCAACCUGUGUAGUACUAAUAGCUUGAAGCACAAUAUCUUCCGUUCCUUUUCCAUAUGCCCUUUUCUUGUUCAUACUUGAUAAUAAAUACUUCUUGUUGUUUCUAUUGUUGAAGUUCUAAUUCAAUAUUAAGAUGGGUUCAAAAUUUUCUCGAGUCAAGCAACAUCUUGCAAAACGCGACAUAAAGGUUCUAAUGCUAGGUCUUAAUGAUUCUGGAAAGACUACCAUCCUAUACAAGUUAAGGCUGGGGGAUUUUGUUGUAACUGUGCCCACCAUUGGGUUUAAUGUGGAAGCUCUGGAGUACAAGCAGACCAUGUUCACCGUGUGGGAUGUAGGAGGGCAAGAUGUGAUUCGGCCUCUGUGGAGACAUUACUAUAGGAACACCCAGGCACUAGUCUUCGUGGUGGACAGUAACAAUAAACGAAGAAUCUACCAAGCCCGAAAUGAGUUGCAUCGCCUUCUUAACGAGGAUGAAUUGAGUGAUGCAACAAUACUUGUUUUUGCCAAUAAGCAAGACCUGCCCCAUGCUAUGCAUGUUUCUGAGGUUGCUGACAAACUCAAAUUGCACUCUAUUUCCCAACACCGGUGGCACAUACAGAGUUCUUGUGCCACAACCGGGCAAGGACUUUACGAAGGUCUGAUCUGGCUAACCAGCAAUGUUCCAAACAAAGUGAGCUCGUGCAUCUCUAUCCGAACAAGCAGAAUCUGUGAGGCUACCUUCACAUAGCUUUACAGAUUCAGUAAUCUCUUGCAUCAAGCGUAGAGAUUAUGACGAUCGGCAUCUUCAUUUUUCAUGUCAAAAUUUGAUUACAAUCGAAUUGCUUGAAUUAGAGAUUUGUUCAUGGUUUUUUGGAUAGAGAGGUAUGCCUGGUUGUGGUGUUUGGACUACUUUCUUCAAACAUUGAUAAGCUAAUGACCGCAUUCCAAAUGCAACAAAAUAUAUGUAUCUGGGUCAGUUUGGUUUA